Molecule: messenger RNA, 1803 nt
Organism: Lizanozyma spartinae
Lineage: Eukaryota; Fungi; Ascomycota; Pichiomycetes; Serinales; Debaryomycetaceae
Exons: 1
Coding region: 1-1803 (600 amino acids)
Biological process (GO): glycerophospholipid biosynthetic process
Cellular component (GO): mitochondrion
Source: RefSeq, a predicted model, not a curated record
AUGGCCACAUCAAGUCCUACUAAUACUCUGGCAAUAGAUGACACCAAGUCUCCCCAAUUCCAAAGUUACUUAAACAACGAUGGUAUUGACGAAUUAACUCCGGCUGCUAGGAAACACAGAGUGUCCUCACUUUCCUUGAGUGACUUGAAUCAAUGGCAAAAUAGCUUGAAUAAAUUAAGCUCUUCAACUUCUUUGAAUAAGUCGUCGCAAACGAAUUUGAAGAAAGUGGAUUCUUUAGCAAAAUUAUCUCGGAAUUCACUGAUUAUCCGUAGAAAGAGGAAAACAGUGAUAGACCAUCCCCGUGUUGCCUCCUACGCCUUCUGCUUUGAUAUCGAUGGUGUUAUCUUAAGAGGUCCAAACACCAUUCCGGAAGCUGUUGAAGCACUUCGUUUGUUAAAUGGUGCCAAUAAGUACAAUAUUACAGUGCCUUCUAUUUUUGUCACCAACGGAGGAGGUAAACCUGAAUCGGCACGUGCUACAGAUUUGUCUGCCCGUUUGGAAACAACUAUCACUACUGACCAAAUCAUUCAAGGUCAUACACCUAUGAAAGACUUGGUUGGUAUAUAUGAGAAUGUCCUUGUUGUUGGUGGUGUUGGAAAUGUCUGCCGCAAUGUUGCUGAGUCUUACGGAUUUAAGAAUGUGUAUACCCCAUUUGAUAUUUUAAAAUGGAAUCCAGCAGUUACUCCCUACCAUGACAUGACCGAGGCAGAAUUAGCUUGUGCCAAGGAUGUUGAUUUCUCUAAAGUAGCUAUUGAUGCUAUUUUAGUGUUUGCUGAUUCAAGAAAUUGGGCUGCAGAUCAGCAAAUCAUCUUGGAAUUAUUACUUUCCAAAAAUGGUGUAAUGGGUACAUCUAGUGCUACUUAUAAUGAAGGUCCCCAACUUUAUUUUGCACACUCGGAUUUCAUUUGGGCUACCAAUUACAAGUUGAGUAGAUAUGGAAUGGGUGCAUUGCAGGUAUCAAUUGCUGCUUUGUAUAGAGAACACACAGGUACGGAGUUAAAGGUGAACAGAUUUGGUAAGCCACAAAAGGGUACCUUUAUUUUCGCCAAUAAAGUACUUAGCAAAUGGAGAAAAGGUGUAUUGGAUGAGCAUUUGAAGAAAAUGCCUGUGGAUGCACCCAAUGCCUUAGAAGAAGCUGACAUUUUGAUUAACGAAGAUGGUGAUGAGGUCGUCAAUCAAAGCAAGUUAGAGAAGUAUGAAGCACAUGAUUCUGAAGAAGUUAGUGAUGAAGAUGAACAACUUUUCACUGUUGGAAGAAAUCAAAAGGUUAAGUUAGAAUUACCUCCUUGUUCCACCGUGUAUUUUGUUGGAGAUACCCCAGAAUCCGACAUCAGAUUUGCCAACUCACACGACGCCUCUUGGCACUCCAUUUUAGUUAAAACCGGGGUAUAUCAAGAUGGUACUGUCCCAAAGUAUACACCUAAGCAUACUUGUGAAAAUGUUUUAGAAGCUGUCAAAUAUGCAAUUGAAAGAGAGCAUGCUAUGGAGUUGGCUGAGUGGAAUGAAACUGCGGAAGACGACGUUGACGCUUCAAAUCUUUCACGUUCUUCAUCUGCGUUCAAGAUCAACUUUGAAGAAUUCUUAAUGACACCUUCCGCUGGUACUCCUCCUCCAGCUUCUGUAACAGAUUCUUCUGCUGGUGGCAUGUCGUUGGGUCUUAAGAAUGCUCAAGCCAGUGCUUCAUCAUUAGGAACAAAAAUCGAUUACCCAACUCCAGUUCAUGAAAUUGAGCAAUUUGACUUACCUGAUGGUUUGAACGAGGCCAUUAAGAAGGUUAAAGAUGUUAAAAUCAAUGGCUCUUGA